Molecule: messenger RNA, 3553 nt
Organism: Heterobilharzia americana
Lineage: Eukaryota; Metazoa; Platyhelminthes; Trematoda; Strigeidida; Schistosomatidae
Source: the annotation of a GenBank genome assembly
CUUGUAUGGAUAUUUGAUAUGCAUAAAUACUACGUUUUUUUUAACCUUUUUAUUUUAGAUUUAUGUAUCAAUAGCAUCCUGGCAGUUAGUUUGAACUUGAUAGACAGAAAUAAAAAAUCAAUCUUUGUAUACCAUGGAAUUGGCAUCCAUACGGAACCAACUCGUGUUACUUUUUAAUAAUCUCAAAAACAUUCAACCAAGUGAAAGGGAUAGUUUAAUUACAUACAUGAAAACAACUUUAUCACAGAUUCAAGAAAGUGGUGGAGAAGACAAAUGUCACAAUAAUAGUAACGACAACUAUGAUUACAGUAGUAGUAGUAGUAGUAAUAGUAGCAGCAGUAAAAGUGAUGUUAUCAAUACUAGUAGUAUAACUAAUAGUUCGUCAACAAAUCAAAUGGUGAAGAAAUCUCCAAAUCUAUCCAACUUAACAAGUCCAAAUCUGAAUUAUUUACAAUUAACUGAAACAACAUCAGAAACUGUAGCAGUUGAUGAAGUGACUGAUUUCACUACACUAGCAACAACAGUGAAUCAUGAUACCAGUAUAGAUGGUCAUGACUUUUCAGAAGUAAUUGAUGUUGACGAAUUUCUGUCUAUAACGGAUCCACCAGCAUUCAAUUGUUGUGAUUCAAGUAAUGAAUUAAAUCUCGGUGAAACGUUUCAAGAAAAUUCUAUCUUAGUGGAUAACAAUUCUUCUAACAAUUUUAAGCAACUAACAACUGUUUCACAAUAUCAAUUAUGCAAUGAUGAAACAUUUUUAAACUGUCCAUUAUGUCGAGUAAACUUUGAAAAUUGGCCAAUCUUAGAAAAGCAUUUAUACAAUGAUCAUAUAAGUAAUAGUGUAGCACCUGUCUGUUGGCGAUGUCAAGGAAUUUUUAAAAAUCAUGCUGUUCUCUUAGCACAUGAAUGUUUUGAUUGGGGUCGAUUACAUUUACCAUGUCGAGUAAUUACAGAAAAACAAUAUCCUAUUGAUGGUGUUUUCUUGAGUAGACGAUGUGGUCUAUGUUACAAGUCAAGUGUUAUAUUUACAUCAUAUGAAGAAUUUGAAAAACACAAGUCAUCAUCACAUUCCGUCCAUGGAAUAGACAGUGGUUUUGAACCACCACAACCAUCAAAACAUCUUCGACCGUCAGUUUGCUCAAUAACUCGUAAAAAGAAACGUUCUUUGAAGAGGAAUAUACCAUCAAGUAUUCAUCCGUGUUCAGAUGCAGCUGUUCGUAGUGUAGUACGUAAUCUUACUGAAAGAUUUUACAUGUUAAAAAAUCAACGAGUUGGAGAGAAACGACGUCAGCGUCGUCGAAAAUCAACUGUAGAAAAUACUUCAGAUGACUUUAUCGAAAAUUACACUUCCGACGGAGAUAUGAUAAGUGAUAUCCAUCAAUCGGAAGCAAUGUUAGAAGUGCCAAUAACAACAAGGUGUACUGAUAACAUCACCACAACGAACCCUACCACCGCUUCUGGUAUUACUGACGCCAGCGUAUCACCAACAACCAUGACUUCCUCAAUAAGUAGUCAUGAACAAAGUAGCAAAUCGACAGACUAUUGUCCAUCCACGUUUUUAACUAGUUUACUAGCAGCUCAACGUGCCAAACGCAAUUUAACGUUAAAAAAUAAACGUUCUCGUCAACAUAGAGACGUUUCAUUCGAUUCCGAUGUAACAGAUCAACUUAUCGCUGUUGAGGAAGUGGAUUUGAAUGCGUCGAAAACAAAAACAACAUCGUUUCCCUGCGAUAUACCUCCUUCUCCGUCAAUUGGAAGUUAUAUUUCGGAACGUGAGAAUGGAAGUGUGCAUAGUCGGACGAAUUCAUGGUUGCUUCGUCAACGUAAGAGGAUUCUACCGAGUACUAGAAGCAGUAGUAGACACUUAAAACUGCAGUUUAGACGUAAAUCUGCUGUCGGAUUUCGGAAAAUGAAGAAUACAAUGUCAUCAACUUGUGAUUACAGAGUUAAUCCAAUUAAAAUACGAAGAUUUAUUUGUCAUUGUUGUUCAGCUGUAUUUCGAUUGUCGUCUAGAUUACGAGCUCAUUAUUUAUUUCAACAUGGUCAUAUCCCAGAAAGUCUUGGAGGUUUAUCUCCGAGACCAAAUGAAGCUGUUCCAAAUUGUGAAUGGAAUCAAUCAGUCAAUAACGAUGACAAUGAUCUUAAUACUGAUAAUAACUUUGAUAUUAAUAAUGUUAGUGAUAUUGACAAUCAAAGUGAAUCCAUUUGUACAACAGUGUAUAAUGAACUAUGUACACAAUAUACUGGGAAAAUAAACUCCACCUUGGAGACUGUUGGUACCCAACUUGUAUCAUCAGAUGCACAUAAUAAAUUAGAAAGCAUCUCAUUAGGCAUGAAUACAAGAAUGAGGAAACGUAAAGCUGUUAGUAGCAAUAAUGCUACCUCUGUUACAUCGACUACUACUGCAUCAACAGCCUCACUAACUCGAAAUUCUCGACGUGCAAAGAAGCAGGCUAGUGAAAUGAUUAGUGCUAUGACCAAUCACAUUAGUAGUAUAAGAGAUCAUAAUAGUAGAAGCAAAAGUAGCAGUAAAAGAAGAACUACAGAUUCGUUAUCCGAACAUUUAACUACUGAAGAAAUUGAUCAACUUCUACCUGAUUCAAAUUUAUUACUAAAACGAUACUAUUGUAGAGAGUGUAAUGCAACAUUUAAAAGUGCUUACAAUGUAAAACGUCAUGAAAGUAUUGUACAUCGUCGAGAAUAUCGUUAUUUUUGUGGUUAUUGUGAAUUUCGUACCGGUGAACGCUUAGCUUAUGAAGAGCAUUUAGCUAGACAUUUCAGUGUGAAACAAUUUGUAUGUGAAACGUGUAAUGCUCGUUUCACUAUUAAACAUGAACUGGAUGAUCAUAUUGCAUUCAAACAUUCAAAUGAACGAAACUUCGCCUGUUCUGAAUGUGAUCAAAGAUUCAAAACCUCUGGUACACUUUGGAGACAUAAGAAAAUACACGAGAAACGUGUUUAUCAUAUAUGUUCAAUAUGUUCAACAUCAUUUACUCGUCUUUCAAAUUUAAAUCGUCAUCUUCUUCGAACACAUAAACGCCAAAAAGGUGUACAACAGAGUCAGUCAACUGGAAAUGAAUCAUUGGUAGGGAAUUCGAAUCGGCCAACAAAUCGUCGUACUACUACUAAGCUAACAGUAAACAAUGAUGGUAGUGAAUCUUCAAGAAAUUGUCAGCCGAGUAAAAAGAAUUUUAUGCCUAGUAGUAAUGACAACACUUGUGGUGUUGAUGAAGAUAGCAAUUUGAAGACGCCACUCAAUUCAUUUGAUGUACAGUGUCAACAAACUAUUGGUGAUGUUAUUCCUCUUGAAAUUAUUACACCACAAAUUUCUGGAGGAAACUGUUCUUCAAAUCGGCAAACAGUUAUAAAUAUCCUUUCAGAUCAUCAUCCAGGAUUUUCACAAUUAAUCAGUAUUGCUGAUGGUAAUUUGGAUGAAGGUGUAUCAGUAAAUCAGUCAAUGUCAUCUUCAUGUUCGGCACCAUCAUCAUCAUCAUCAUCAUUAGACGUUAUGACAUCAUCUUCUACUUCACUGUCGACACGGCGAAUGGGGAUGUAA